GUUUCUUGCUUUUUAUUCAGUAAUGAUCUUUUAAAGUAUAUCGGUGUCAUGUCACAGUAUUCUAUGCAUUUUGCAAAAAAAAAAAAAAAUAGGAACCAUCACAGAAAUUAUAAUGGUUUCCACUUAAAAUACCAAACAUUACAAAUCAUUAACUUUUAACCAUUACCAAAUGGUUUCCUGUAGUGUGUUUUAGGGCAUAUUCCAUUAGGAUUUAGUAGAAGGUGACCGAUUACAGUUACCAACACAAGUCUCAUUAUAACCAAUAAAACUAUUAUAAUUUUGUAAUUGUGUCUAUCCACUUUUCAAUGCAGAAGCGAGCAUAUGGGUGAGACUUCCGGGUUAUUAGUCCACAUAAAUAAUGAAAAGAAUAACAACUUGCAGUAAACCUUAAAACAAUUCGCACUACCAACCAGUGUGUUCAUAAUUAAGAUACUACAUUAAAAUAACAGAAUAAUAACCAAUGCACAGCUAAAAGUAGUUGGAUGCAGAUGAGACCGGAAGUUAGACCGUUAGAAUUUAGAAAUUUUUACAUCAAGAAUAAGAAUAAUAUUGUUGUUUUUUUAAGCAGGGUAAAUUCAACUGUAAGAAUCAAAGGGGAUUUUCACAUCAAAACCAAACAAUCCAGUCACAAACAGUAUGUGUGUGUAAUGGCUGCUCUUAAACCAAUGAAAAAUAUUUUCUGUCAUUGGUUUUGUGUAAUCUACAAAUUAAUAAGUACCAUUAAGUGUAUCUUAUUUUUUCAUUAUAUAUGCGCGUUUGUCAAUUAAACUGAACCUACGUUGAAAAGCGGCCUCUAGCCGCCAACCAUAGAAAUUUCAUAACAGUGAUGAAGACUCGUUUGCUGAAACCACGUGACUCGGUCAGUUUGAUUCGUGAUCCGAACCACUGAUUCAAAGAUUCGUAAACGCUUCGAAGCUUCACGGAGACCAUAACUACAUAAACGCCGGGAUUGUUUAAAGCCAAAUACAUUAAUGUGCGGCUAUAUAAUGUCUGCUACGAAAUUAAGAGAAUCAAACGUGACUGACUGAGCGAUCUGUGUAAUAAACAGGGUCGGACAUUUCCUGCUGAUAAAGAUGGAGCAACAUGAAAACAAUCGGACCACAGACACUCCAGAUGUGAAGAAGAAAACCUGCCAGCCCUCACCUAGACAAGAGCAGAAGAAUACAACAGAAGAUCAGAAUGACUUCAAAGAGGACCUUGUCACUUGCCAUGAAUGUGGAAUGGAUUUCUUUGAGCAAGCGAGCCUUGAACAGCACGCGAGAAUUCACACAGAACAGAAACUGUUCAUCUGCCCUCAGUGUGGAAAGAGUUUCGCCGUGCAACACAGGCUCGAGGCUCAUUUAAGGAUUCACACCGGAGAGAAACCGUUCCCCUGCUCUCAGUGCGGAAAAGGUUUCACGCAACAGGGUCACCUUAACCUUCACAUGAGAAGUCACACCGGAGAGAAACCGUUCACUUGCCCCCAAUGCCAAACCAGUUUCACGUCGAAACAAAGCCUUAAAAGUCACAUCAGAAUUCACACCGGUGAGAAACCGUUCGCCUGCUCCGAGUGCGGAAAGAGCUUCAUCACACAAGGCCACCUUAAACGGCACGUGAAAACUCACACCGGCGAGAAGCCUUUCACCUGUCCUCAAUGUGGAAAGAGUUACAAAGUGCAAGAAAGCCUCGAGAGUCACAUAAGAGUUCACACCGGAGAGAGGCCGUUCGUCUGCCCUCAGUGCGGAAAGGCUUUCACAGCGAAACAGUGCCUUAAAAGCCACAUGAACAUUCACAUCGGAGAGAAACCAUUCACCUGCUCCACCUGUGGCAUGAGCUUCACGCAACAGCAAGGUCUUACGCGACACAUGUGCACUCACACCGGAGAGAAGCCUUUCAUUUGCCCCGAGUGUGGAAAGAGCUACACGAUAAAACAACGCCUCAACAUUCACAUGAGGAUUCACUCGGGAGAGAAACUCUUUUCCUGCUCUCAGUGCAGGAAGAAUUUCACGCUGAAACUCAGCCUUGAGAGACACAUGAGAAUUCACACCGGAGCGAAGCCCUUCUCCUGCUCGCAGUGCGGAAAGAGAUUCACGGUGAAGCAAAGCCUCGAGAGCCACAUGACCAUUCACACCGGAGUGAAGCCUUACACCUGCCCCGAGUGCGGAAAGGGUUUCACGAGCAAACCAAAGCUUACCUACCACAGGAGAAACCACUCGGGAGAGAGGCCUUUUAUAUGUUCCAAGUGUGGCAAAAGUUUCACGGUGAAACAAAACCUCGAGAUUCACACGAGGAUUCACACCGGAGAGAAGCCUUUCUCCUGCUCCCAGUGCGGCAAGAGCUUCACGAUGAAACGCAACCUCGAGAUUCACAUGCGGAGCCACACCGACGAGAAGCCUUUCGCCUGCUCCCAGUGCGGAAAGAGUUACAAAGUGCAGCAAAGCCUCGAGAGUCACAUGAGGGUUCACACCGGAGAGAACCCUUACGCCUGCUCCGAGUGCGGGAAGAGCUUCACGGUCCGGCAGAACCUCGAGAACCACGUGAGGAUUCACACCGGAACGAAACCGUUCACCUGCUCCGAGUGCGGAAAGAGCUUCACGGUGAAACAAAGCCUUAGGAGUCACAUGAGAAUUCACACCGGAGAGAAACCCUUCACCUGCCCCCAGUGUCCCAAGAGCUUCACGCAGCAUCAAAGCCUUGAGAGACACAUCAGAAUUCACACCGGUGAGAAACCUUUCUCCUGCUCCGAGUGCGGGAUGAGUUUCGUAGAGAAGCAAAAGCUUAAUAUUCACACGAGGAGCCACACGGGAGAGCAACCUUUCACCUGCCCUCAGUGCGGGAAGAGCUUCACCUUCAAGCAAAGCCUGGAGAGACACGUGAGGAUUCACACCGGAGAGAAACCCUUCUCCUGCUCCGAGUGCAGCAUGAGUUUCAUAGAGAAGCAAAAGCUUAAAAUCCACGCGAGGAUCCACACCGGCGAGAAACCCUUCCGCUGCCCCCAGUGCGGAAAGAGCUUCAGAGUAAACAGGAGCCUUAAAAGACACAUGAGCGUUCACACCGGAGAGAAACCCUUCGGAUGUACCCAGUGCGCAAAGCGCUACACGGUGAAGCAACACCUUGAGAAUCACAUGAGAAUUCACACCGGAGAGAAACCUUACACCUGCUCCGAGUGCGGGAACCGUUUCAUGGAACAGCGACAGCUUAUAAUCCACAUGAGAAUACACACCGGAGAGAAGCCCUUCACCUGCCCUCAGUGUGGAAAGAGCUUCACGCAACAAGGACAGCUGAAAUGUCACAUGAGGAUCCACACGGGAGAGAAACCUUUUCCUUGCGCUCGAUGCGGAAAGUGUUUCGCAGUGAAAAGCACCCUGGACAGUCACCUGAGGAUUCACACCGGAGAGAAACCUUUCAGCUGCUUGCAGUGUGGGAAGGGUUUCAUUCAACAAGGGCAGCUUCAAAUCCACAUGAGCGUUCACACGGGAGACAAGCCUUUCGUCUGCCCCUACUGCAUGAAGAGUUUCCCGCUGAAGCAUGGCCUCGAGAGGCACAUGAGAAUUCACACCGGGGAAAAACCCUUCGGCUGCCCCGAGUGCGGGGUGAGCUUCACGGAGAAGCAAAAGCUUAAUAUUCACAUGAGGAUUCACACGGGAGAGAAACCGUUCAGCUGUACCGAGUGCGGGAAGAGUUUUACCGUCAACAGGAGCCUUAAGAGGCACGCGAGAACUCACACGGCGGAGAAACCGUUCGCCUGCAACCAGUGCGGGAAGAGUUUCGCCGAACAAGGGCACCUUGAAAGUCACAUGGGAGUGCACACCGGAGAAAAGCCCUUCGCCUGCUCCGAGUGCGGAAAGAGUUUCACGGUGAACAGAAACCUCAGGAGACACAUGAGCGUCCACGCCGAAGAGAAGCCUUUCUCCUGCCCUCAGUGUGGGAAGGGCUUCGCGGAGCACAGGCAACUUAAAAGUCACAUAACCGCUCACACCGGAGAGAAAUCCUUCGCCUGCUCGGAGUGCGGAAAGAGUUUCGCCGUGAAGCAAGGCCUCAAGAGGCACCUGAGGAUCCACGUCGGAGAGAAGAACUUCGCCUGCCCGGACUGCGGAAAGAGCUUCAUGCAGCAAGGACACCUUCAAAACCACAGGCGCAUCCACACCGGAGAGAAGCCGUUCGUCUGCUCCGCGUGUGGGAAGCGCUUCACGAUGAACAUCACCCUCGAGAGGCACAUGAAGACUCACACCGGGGAGAAGCCGUUCGCCUGCUCGUACUGCGCCAUGAGUUUCGCCGUGAAACAAGGCCUCGAGAGGCACGUGAGAGUUCACACCGGAGAGAAGCCGUUCGCCUGCUCCGAGUGCGGAAAGAGCUUCAUGCAACGAGGACACCUUCAGAUUCACCAACGGUUUCACACCGGAGAGAAGCCUUUUAUCUGCUCUGAAUGUGGAAGGAGUUUCACAGUGAAACAGAGCCUUAAAAUUCACAUGAGAACUCACAAACCGUCGAACGGAGUGGCUGCGUCUGUGUGCAUCAUCCAUCCAGAUGAGGCGGCUAUUGGAGGAGAGUGAUUCAUCGAUCUUUUUAAAUCAUUUUCGCCAAGAGUGAUAAGACACCAAUGGAUGCCAACAAAAACAGAUUGUAAAUAGAAGCAUUUGUAGCAAUGGAAGGAGACCUAAAUUAGUAGCUGUAACCAAUUUUCUAUGUUUUUAUUUUAGUAUGUUUACUAAUUCAUCUUGUACACAUUUCAUAUUUUUCUUUUACUUUAUUUAUAGCUUUCAUUUACAUCAAUACCCGUUUUUACUGAUGCCGUAUAUAACCAGAUUCAAUGAUUUGUGCAAGGCAAAUUAAAUAAGUUGAACUAUACUUUGGUACAGCAUUGUUAAUUGCAUAAAUACAUUUCACAGACAACAAUACCUUCAACUACCUUCCAAGCUGACCUGACCUAUUUUGAAAGUUGUGCUAACCUGACUAGCAUAAAUUGUAAUUUAUCGUAACCGCCGCGUAGAAGAAUCGUUUUCUUACACAGGUAAAGCUUUUCAACUGACAUGUAGUUACAGUUCGUAUUGUUCAUACAAUAUAUUUUAAAGAACCGAUUACACUAUACAAGCAGUUAACUGUAUUAAUGCUAUACUCUGUAAACAUAUAUGGAUGAAACAUAUAUGAUGUUUACAGUCAGAUUUAACUUAAAAUUAGAAAGUGCUUUCCAAUUUUGUCUGUAUUCGCAUCAGACACCAGUUGCCUUUCCAUUAAUGUCUUAUAUUGAUUUUUAGAUUUUACUUACAAAGACCUACUUAACAAUAAUAAAUUAAUAAUGUUUAUUUUCCAUUAAUCAUUAACAGUGGUGAUUUAAUAAAAGUGGUGUAUACAGCC
Puntigrus tetrazona (Sumatra barb) is the source of this 5334-nucleotide messenger RNA. Its product is annotated as gastrula zinc finger protein XlCGF58.1. Gene Ontology annotation, molecular function: DNA-binding transcription factor activity, RNA polymerase II-specific; RNA polymerase II cis-regulatory region sequence-specific DNA binding. The record is from RefSeq and is a predicted model, not a curated record. Gene Ontology annotation, biological process: regulation of transcription by RNA polymerase II. The transcript is spliced from 3 exons. The coding region runs from base 1074 to 4532 and encodes 1152 amino acids. NCBI's taxonomy places the organism in Eukaryota, Metazoa, Chordata, Actinopteri, Cypriniformes, Cyprinidae.